This is a messenger RNA of Penaeus chinensis, 2810 nucleotides long. Its product is annotated as YEATS domain-containing protein 2-like. Gene Ontology annotation, molecular function: sequence-specific DNA binding. NCBI's taxonomy places the organism in Eukaryota, Metazoa, Arthropoda, Malacostraca, Decapoda, Penaeidae. The record is from RefSeq and is a predicted model, not a curated record. Gene Ontology annotation, biological process: regulation of DNA-templated transcription. The coding region runs from base 102 to 2039 and encodes 645 amino acids. The transcript is spliced from 5 exons.
GUGAAGCGCUCAGUUCACAUUCAGGCUGUGGCCGGGACGGACACGAAGAGGCCGGGGCGAGAUUGCAUUGCCAGACGUCGCAAGACCGCUCGCACUCCGCGAUGACUGACCACGAGUUUGAGCGCGCCGAGAAGGGCAAGCGGCGCCAGCAUUGCACGUAUUGCAAGAACCACGGGCGGACGGAGAGGAAGACGAACCACAAGUGCCAGUUCGAGACGUGUGAGUGCCUCCUGUGCAAGUUGACGAGGCUCUCGCGCCUGAUCAUGAGGCACCAGCAGCGUCUCUGGCGGCAUCUGAAGGACACGAAGAGGAGGGAGGACGAGGCUGAAGGAGGAGGAGCAGGAGGAGGAGGAGGAAGUGGUGGGGGUGGAGGAGGAGGAGGAGGAGGAGGAGGAGGAGGAGGAGAGGGAGGAGGUGGCGGAGGGAUGGGGGCGGCGACGUCGACGAAGCAACAGAAGUGCGACAUGUGCCGGAAUCACGGGGACCUGAAGAGCAAGCGAGCCCACAAGAAUACUUGCCCUUAUCAGCACUGCACUUGCGCCCUCUGCUCGCUCACUCGCAAGCGCCGGGAUAUCAUGCGGCAUCAACAGCGUGUUCGGAGGUCUCAAGUCACAACCCAACAGCGCGACGAGGCUUACGACUACGUAACACAGGCCACGGCCGAGUUGGCACAGCUGAGCAUGAACAACCAAGUCUCCUCCUCAGGCCGCUCUUCCUCUUCUCCCGUGACGUCCUCUUGCACUGUGUCUUCCCCCGUCGUUACUACAACUCCCUCCGCCUCUUCUUCCUCCUCUUCGUUCUCCUCUUCUUCCUCCUCUUUCUCCGACGCCCCUUCUUAUACUUUAGCGCCCUCUCUGAAGCCUUCUUCUUCUUCGUACCCCACCUCGUCCUACACUUCCCCCUCGACCCCUAUCUCCCACCCCAUUCCCGGCCCUUGCAAGACCCCGACCGUCAUGCCCGAACCCCCACCGCUGUUCGGUGGUUCAUACGCCGACAGGCAAGGCAUCUGCGUCUCAGAUUCCCUCUUCCUCCAGGAACCGCUGAACCCUUCCCCCCCGCUGGCCCUCGCGCCCGAAGCCCGCAGGAACAGCUGGACUGUAGUGUCACCGCACAUCAAGGCUUCGAGGGUGAUGGACACACCCCCCCAGGGCCCCAUGGACACCAAAUGCGUAGGCUCACUAGACGCAACCGACUCGGUGCUCUUGGACACUAAGCCGCACGGCCUGGCGAAUGCCACUCCCCCCGCCCUUAUGGAGGCAAAGACGGAGAGCCGGAUGGAUUUUCAGAGUCCAGGAUUCAUGGACGCAAAGCUUCCGAGCUCCCCUGGCUCCCUGGCGCCCUACGACCCUGCCUCCCUGAGAUUAGACCUGGGGACCACCACGGCCUGGAGGAGCCUCAAGCGAGACAGGCACGAGGAGGACGCACCGGGAACCAUCUCCUUCCGGGAGAACAACGACCUCUUCAGGAAUCUCGACUUCAUGAGGAACAGCGACCCACACCCUCGGCUGGAGGUCGGGCGGGGCGAAGUGGGCCCCCACGAGGCCAUGCCCGGACUGGACUACGCACCUUGCCAUGUGCCAUCCUGCUCGUCGCCGGGCUUCAGAGCCCCUCACAUCGCGCCUCCGGACUUUGGGAUGACGCUGGCGACGCCGCAGAAGAAGACCCGGCUGGCCUUCGCGCACGACUGCUUUCCUCCUCGAUUCACCUCCCGGCUGUGGCCUCCCGCACCCUUCCAAGCGAGGGUCGGGACCUCGCACGACCUCCACUGCUAUCGGAGAAUGGGCGUCGCCACGACUGAGCUCCCGUUGGCAGCGCCUUCGCCGCUCAUGCCCCUUCCGCACCAGCACCAGCUCCUCCGCCCGCAGCCCCUCACGCCCCUGCCGCCCCCUCUGCCCUCCGCCAUGGACUGGGAUCCCGUCAACCUGCCCUAUCUGGCUUACUCCCUCCUACAGAGCCGCGGCUACACCACAACCGUGCCCUCGGCUACCUCUUUCACCCUGGGUCGUGUCGCGGCCUUCCUGCACCCGUCUGUACCCUAGCAAUGCCCUCCCUGCACCGUCACUGGAAUGCACAGACAUUCACGUACUUACGUUUUACCGCAUCAUCGCCCUUCUCGUACCCCCCUUCCCAAAGACGUGCCCAGUUUCUUUCCAUAUACUCACUAUACGCACACGGAUCCUGAUCGAUGUCUCCCUGUAGUCAUCCACACCCACUGACCGCCCCUUUUUGCCUUCCUCCGUCCCUCCGUGCUUUCCCUUGCACACUUCCGUGUCCUAGUCGUGCCCCCCGUCGCCCCAGCGUGGCCUGACGAUGCCCUUCCCAUCACCAUCGAUCCUCACAUAUCGUCCAGUAGGAAAAUAAGGAUGCGAAGGCAAGUUAGGCUCGUACUCCCCGCUGUUUACUGGCGGAAAAAAAGUCUGCAUUUUUUAAAACUAUCCUUUUAUAUCACAAUGAUCUGUGAUAAGAUGAUCCUCUCGCGCAACCACUGAAAUCAAUGAAUUCGAGAGAUGUGAUUGUGAUUAACUCUUGAUAUCUAGUUGUAUAAAUUCUAAGCUAAUGUGACGAAUAAGAGAGUAUGGGCAGCUACUGAAUGGAAAUUUGGUUUCCACUGCAGGAAGUGGACUGUAUAUAUUUUUCUUCCCCGUUUCUUAUUUGCUCCACGUUAAAGAAUAAGAAAAUAAAGAGACAGGAAUGGUGGGGCUUCUUUUACACAAUCUCCUCCAUUUUAGAAGAGCGAAUGCUAUUGCUGUAGCGUGCUGUCCUUGAGUUACAUGGGAUCGCUAGAUUCUUGCAUUUUUGUCAUACACAUA